GUUUAACCUUUCUCUAACCUUUUCUAAACAUGCGUUAAAGUUGCUGUUAGUUGUUAUUAUUUGACUUGAAUAUUCUAUUGAUUUUCUCUAAAUAUGGGGAAGUUGAAUGUGACUAUAUUAAGAUAUCUUUCGAAAGAAGAUUUUAGAGUGCUUACAGCUAUUGAAAUGGGGAUGAAAAACCAUGAACUGGUUCCAGGUGCACUUGCUGCUGUAAUUGCCAAUUUAAGGCAUGGAGGGGUACAUAAAAUUUUGAGAGAUCUCUGUAAAAAUAGGCUAUUGUCAUAUGAAAGAGGAAAACACUAUGAUGGAUACAGACUCACAAAUGCGGGUUAUGACUAUCUAGCUCUUAAAACACUUUCUUCUCGUGGUUCUGUCUACUCCUUUGGCAAUCAAAUUGGUGUUGGAAAGGAGUCUAAUAUUUAUAUUGUUGCAAAUGAAGAUGGAACAGAAUAUUGCUUGAAACUUCACAGGCUAGGCAGAAUUUGUUUCCGUAAUUUGAAGGAAAAAAGAGAUUAUCAUGCUCAUAGGCACAAAGCAUCUUGGUUAUAUUUAUCUCGAAUUUCAGCUACAAAAGAAUAUGCCUACAUGACAGCUUUGUACAAUAGAGGCUUCCCAGUACCUAAGCCAAUAGAUGUUAACAGGCAUUGUGUCGUAAUGGACUUGGUUCAGGGUCAACCAAUGAGUCGAGUUUACCAGUUAGAAGAAAGUGUAGUUGAAAAACUUUAUGAUGAGUUGAUGGAUCUUAUUGUAAAACUAGCUAAUCAUGGAGUCAUUCAUGGUGAUUUUAAUGAAUUUAAUAUCAUGAUUACUGAAGAAGGAAAACCAAUCGUUAUAGAUUUUCCACAAAUGGUUUCUACAAAUCAUAUCAAUGCUAAGAUGUUUUUCGAAAGGGAUGUGACUUGUAUUAAAGAUUUCUUCAGAAGACGUUUUGCUUAUGAAAGUGAAUUAUUUCCAACAUUUGAUGAUAUUGAGAGAGAAGACUCUUUAGAUGUUGAAGUAUCUGCUAGUGGAUUUACUCGACAAAUGGAUAAAGAUCUCCUUGAAGGAAUGGGAAUAGAUGAGGCAAGUGAUGAUAUAGACGAUUCUGAUGUUCAAAAUGAAGACAAUGGUGAAUCAGUGGAGAAAUUGCCAGAUAACUUUGAUUUGUCAAGUGAAGCUUUGCCUGACCACAUAGAUAAAUAUCUAGAAGGUUUAAAGUUAGAGAAUGAAAAAAGUGCUGUUGAAAAUUCGAACUCAGAAGACCAGAUCCCAGAUUGUGAUACUAAAUUUUCGCAGCAGAUGCUCAAGGAUUUAGAAGCCAUGAAAAAAGAAAGCACUGAAAUUAGCGAUUGUGAAAAAGGAAGUACCGUUUCAUUUAUACGGAGUGUCUCUACAACAUCUACUAUUCCACCUGAGGUCAUUAGGGGUAAAGUAAAAAAGGCACUUGAUAAAAGGGAGAGGCAGGAAUUGAGGCAUCGAGCUGUUUGUAAAGGUGAAGCAAGUGCAGUAACUAGAAAAAGAAGAGAGAAUAGAGAUACCAUAAAAGAUUGUUCUGGUAUUUGGGGCUGGGAGUAGCCACCUCUUUGUUUAUCAUAUUUUAUUAUCUUAUAGAUAUAUGUAUAUGUAUAUAACAUUAUAAUGAAGUUUUUAAUGUAACCUAUUUUGUU
Nezara viridula (southern green stink bug) is the source of this 1646-nucleotide messenger RNA. The record is from the annotation of a GenBank genome assembly. Lineage: Eukaryota; Metazoa; Arthropoda; Insecta; Hemiptera; Pentatomidae.